AUUGAGAAAGAGAGAGCGCGCAUGAAAGAGAUCGGAACAGCGAGAAGGAAAGAUAGAAAGAAGAAAAGGGAGAACAUAGUAUUCCUUGAAAAAAAGUAGGACACAUGCUGCGGCGUGAGAGCUGGCUUAAGAAAACUGUUUCAGUUGGUCGCUAGAAGUUAGUCAGUGAAAGGCGUGCGAUGAAAACUCGGCGUGUAUCGUUUGCUUUAACUUUGAUUCGGUGGUGAAAACGGGGGUUUUUCGGUCCCCUCGUUGAUUUCUCUCGAGUGGGUGUGUGAUCUCUGACUCAUAAUGCGCUUUUAUGUGAAGAACAUCUGGAUGCAAGUGCGGUGAGGAUAUCGUUUGCACAAUUUAAUUCAGGCAAGCGAUAUUUUUAAUAUAUUGACUGUGCCUUGUUUUGAACUAAUAAAUUUGAAAGUGAUAAUACUCUUCCAAAUAUGCAGUGAUUCAAAAGGAUUCAGAAAAUUGAACAGAGCUUCUCUUAGUGUUUUGUGUGUUUUGAACUUAAAGGCAGAAAUUCUUCAAUUGGAUAACAAUAUAAUUAAACACGAAUGAGAUAACACAAAUAAACUAUUUUGAAAAUGAAGUGCCACUGUCUUCAACUAGUCUCUUUUGUUACAUUUGUGACUUUAGGAUACUUCUCAAAUUUUGUUUCAGGACAAGCAUGUCUCUUCUAUCCUCUGGGGGAGAACAGGAGGUUCGAGAGGGUGGAAGAAAAUAUUGCAGUCGGUAGUGAAGUGUUUAGGGUUCAAGUAUACCCGAGGCAUGAGUUCAAACUUGAGCCAGUUGACAACAGUUUGAGUGACACAAAUUAUUUUAGGGUGGACGGUUUAGAUAACACAACCGUCUCUAUAAAAGUAGCCAAAUCUCUGGAAGACCUUGUAGAUAGAAGGGAUCCACAAACUGUGCUCAAAUUUAAACUCACGUGCAAAGGUGGAGUAGGAACAGAUGAGGCUUUUCUACCUGUAACUGUAUACAUUCUAGAUAUUAAUGAUCAUGCACCUGAGUUUCAAAAUACACCUUAUUACCUAGAAGUAGAUGAGCUUACACCAGUUGGCCUUACCGUAUUUCGUGGUAUCCACGCUGUAGAUAAAGAUAAGCCAAACACAGCCAACUCCGACGUUACCUACUCUAUUGUGGGCGGAAAUGAAAAUAACUCUUUUGCAUUAUCUGAUCCCAUUGAAGGAAUAUUAGUCGUCAAUAAACCUUUGGAUUACGAUUAUGGAUCGAGAGAAUUUAAGCUUCUUAUUCAAGCUUCGGAUCAUGGAAGCCCAGAAAGCAGAAGUUCCGUAACGACAAUGACCAUUCGUCUGAAAGAUUCCGAUGAUCAAAAUCCGAUAUUUACAAAAGAAAUUUAUAAGACUCAUGUCUUAGAAGCGGCUGCCAUAACGGGAGCAAGAAUCAGAGUAAAAUUAUCCUUAGAUCCGCCGAUUCAUGCCUUUGAUCAAGAUGUUGGAGUCAAUGCGCCUUUGCGAUAUUCGAUAAUACACGGUAAUGAAAAAGGAUUAUUUGAAAUGCAUGAUCAGAUGGCAGAUCUUUAUUUAGUCAAAGAAAUAGAUCGAGAAUCAUUGAAGAGUCCAAUUCUCACUUUGCACAUUCAGGCAACCCAAACAGAUAACAGUUUGAGAUCAGCAAUGGCGAAAGUCGACGUUCAAGUUUUAGAUGUGAAUGACAACGUCCCAGAAUUUGAAUAUGAAAUGUAUAAUAUAACAGUUAUGGAAAAUUUACCCCCUGGUUUCACUGUUGUCCAAGUAUCCGCUUUUGAUGAAGAUUCGGGUGAUAACGCUGAGUUCAGAUAUGAACUGGAAGAUGAAUCAGGAGCUUUUUCUAUUGAUCCAUCGGGUGGAUCCAUCAGCGUCAAGGAUCCCAGCAAGCUUGAUAGAGAAACCAAAGAUGUCAUACGGAUGAAAGUGUUUGCCAAAGAAAAAAAGCCAAAUGUUAAUCCAAAUGCCAAACCUACUCCAGCUAUUGUUGAAGUACAUCUUCUGGAUGCGAAUGACAAUAACCCUCAAUUUGUUCCUAGCAGUGUCUACAUGUUCAGUGCAACCGAAGUUGAUGCUCCUUUUUCAAUUGUAGGACAAGUAAUUGCAUUGGAUCCUGAUUUGGAUGUGAAUGGUGUUGUGCGGUACAGACGUCAGAACGAUAGCCUCAGCCAAACAGUUCCAUUUGAUGUCCAUCCUGAAAAUGGUUCUAUUUACAUCAUGGAGUCAUUUAAGAAUAUUCGAGAAAAACCAGCUCGCUAUACUUUUUUUGUACAAGCUUCUGAUUUGGCGAGAAUUGAAUCUGAGCGAAGAUCAUCGGUCGCAGUUGUCAACGUAAACAUCAAGGACAUCAACAACAAUGCUCCAGAAUUUAUCGGCGCUCCAUAUGAAGCUUAUAUCGGCGAAUCUCUACCACCCGGUGCUCUCGUUUAUCAACUACAGGCUAAAGAUCCCGAUUCCGAGACAGUUCUGCAGUUUUCUCUUGUAGCAGGAAAUGACGAAGGAAAUUUUGUUGUCAAUCCUUCAACCGGACAAGUACUCACUGCCGCUGUAAUGGAUUAUGAAAAGAAACAAAGCUAUGAUCUGUUAGUUCAAGUAUCCGAUGGUAUAAAUACUGCUGUUUCUCCAAUGACUGUAAACGUAGUGGAUAUUAAUGAUCAACAACCUAUCUUCACACAUAAUUACUAUAAUUUCUCCAUAGUUGAAGAAAUGCAAGAGAAUGUUACUGUUGGUUCAAUUUUGGCUUUGGAUGGAGACUCGGGUCGUAAUGCUAUUGUCCGUUACAAGUUGUUGGGUGACCAAGCAAACGAAGCAUUUGAAAUCGAUGAGACAGGCAACAUAUUAAGUAGAAGACGACUUGACAGAGAGCAGGAAGCCAUGAUUGAUUUCUUGGUAGUUGCUUUUGAUGCUGGCACACCACAAUUGAGUGGCACAGCAACUGUCGGAGUACGUGUAGAAGAUAUUAAUGAUAGCCCUCCUUACUUCGACUCAGAUACUUAUGUCGUCAGCGUGCCCGAAGAGGAGAACCCUCCAUAUACUGUUCACAAAAUGCACGCAAAAGACGAUGAUGUUGGCGAAAAUGCAGUUUUAAAGUACCUCAUAGUUGGAGGAAAUGAAGAUAAGAUGUUCACCAUUGAUGAAGAUAAUGGUAUAGUAAUCACUGCAGACAAAUUGAACUAUGAAAGACAAUCAGAAUAUGUGCUGCACGUUGCCGCAAGGAAUGUCAAGCCUUUCCAAGGACCACAAGCCUCAGCCCUUGCAAACCCAUUUGUAAAACUAGUCGUUAAAGUAAUGGAUGUAAACGAUGAAUUAGUUGUCUUUGAUCGUCAAUCUUACCAGUUCCGGAUACCAGAGAAUUUACCAAGAAGUGAAAGUAUCGGCUACCUAAAUGCAACCAAUCUCCACAGGUCUCCCCGAGAUCAAUCUAUCGUUUAUUGGAUAGGCGACGGUAACAGUCAAGAACGAUUUUGGAUUAAUCCAAGAUCAGGAGAACUGGUCCUGACCGAAACUGUUGACAGAGAUCCCCCAAACAAUCAGCAAGUUUUCCAACUUAGGAUGUUCGCUCGAGAUCAGUUAUCAAGUAAUGCAGCAAACACCAGCGUUCCUGUAGUUAUCGUCAUAGACGAUGUUAACGAUAAUACACCUACAUUCGAUGAAGAACGUUAUGCUUUGGAGCUUCCCGAAAACUUGCCCCUGGGUACGACACUGCCUCCUUUCUUUAGAGCUAAGGAUAUUGAUGCUGGUCCAAAUGGAAAAAUCGAUAGAUAUUACACUAAUGGAUCCGAUGAUGUAUUUCUAGUCAAUAAUGCUACAGGAGCCAUUACACUCAUUUCCAAUUUAGAUUACGAAGCUAAUGAUCAACACGAGUUUACCGUUUUUGCUGUGGAUGGAGGUAGACCAGCUAGAAUUGGAUCCGCCAAUGUUGUAAUAAAAGUUCAAAAUAUCAAUGAAUUUGCACCUGAUUUUGUGGGUCUACCUUAUGAUUUCCGUGCUGAAGAGAACGCAGCAAAGGGAACAAAAAUUGGCCACGUCAAAGCCUUUGAUGGUGAUGGUGAUAAAAUAAAAUACAGUUUGUCAGGUGGAGAUACUUCUUUCUUCAUGAUCGAUGAAGAUACAGGCGUUGUUUACGUAAAGAAAGAUUUGGACGCAAGAACCAGAUUUUCUUUUAUUGCUCGGGCUACUGAUGAUGGUGUACCACAGAAUAACAGCAUUGGCGUGCAAGUCAAUGUCUGGGUCCGAGAAAGAAAUGACCAUCCGCCAGUGUUUACUAGACUCUCUUAUUUUGGCGCCGUAACCGAAAAACAAAUCACAGAUAAACCUGUAGUUAAAUUGAUCGCCGUGGAUCGUGAUCUUCAGAACAACACCGUGACUUACAGCAUCAAAAGUGGAAAUGAAGAUGGAAUCUUCGAACUCCACCCUUCUUCAGGAGAGAUCUUCGUCAAACCUUCUGAAGCUCACAGGGUAGAUUACGACCAGACAAAGUCAUACAGCCUCCUCAUUGAAGCUAGAGAUUCACAUGCGACAUCUCUGUAUGGUCUAGCUAUGGUGACAAUUGAUGUUAUAGACACAAACGAUCACCCACCAGUGUUUACGCAAAUGUCAUACUCAGCUUCACUUGCUGAAAAUUUGCCAGCCGGACAUUGCUUCCUACAGAUUCAUGCUGAAAGCGGUGAUUCGGUGGAUACGCUAUCAUAUGCGGUGGACAGAAAUACCAUACCUUUCACAGUUAAUCCCAAAACUGGUGAUGUCUGUACAAAGCAAGUACUUGAUAGAGAAGAGAAAGAUACUUAUGAAUUUGUUGUCAUUGCUUUGGAUGGGCGGUAUGAAACUAAAUCACCUGUUGCCAUUCGAGUUCUGGAUGAAAAUGAUAAUCCACCCAAGUUUGAAAGAGAACGAUACUUUGUCAGCAUACCCCCACAAUCACAAGCAGGACGAGCUAUCAUACAGGUACUAGCUACUGAUCCCGAUUUAGCAAGUAAUGGAGAAGUCACAUACUGGAUCAAAAACUCUCACGGCCAUUUUGAAAUAGACUCUCAAACCGGACAUAUUCGACUCUCAUCCGCGUUGCCACUUCAAGUACAGAAAAAUAUGACAUUCGAAAUGGAAAUAUUUGCCAGAGAUCACGGUGCAGCUUCAAACAUAGGAAAAGCCAACCUUGUUGUCCGAGUGUCCAGUACAAGAAACCACCCACCAAAAUUCGAAAAAUUCGGCUAUAGAGUUGCUGUUGAUGAAAAUUCUGCAAAUGUUGAUUUGUUGAGUGUGCAUGCUUAUGAUCCUGAUUCCGGGCCCGCUGGCAGGUUGAGGUAUAGAAUAGUGAGAUCUACUCGAAGAGAAGCUUUUAGAAUUGACGGUUCAACCGGUCGAAUUACUUUAGUUACUCCUUUGGAUUACGAGAAAACGAAAUAUUUGGAACUUUUGGUCGAAGCUCGAGAUGAAUCUAAAGAGCCACAGUUUGCUACCACUGUUGUUCAGGUAUCAGUUAACGACAUGAAUGACAACGCGCCUCAAUUCUUGGCUCUCCCUCAUGUGUUGCGAGUACCGUUAUCCACUUCUUUAGCUGAAGUUGUAUACACUGUGAAAGCAACUGACGCUGACAGUCCUGCUGGCGGUAAUAGUUUAAUAGCAUAUGAGCUGCAACCACCUAGUUCCCAGUUUUCAAUUAAUAAGAGAACAGGACAAAUCACUCCUAGUCAACCACUGAGUCCUAGUACCGAGACACUUCGAAUCAAAGCCAUUGAUGGCUCUGUUUUACCUUUAUCCAGCACUGUUGAUCUUGUUGUUGAGGUCUUCAAAGAUACCAUCGAUGAUCCUACUCCAGUAUUCAACUCUGUACAAUAUUCUGUGAACACCGAUGGCAUCUUGGAAGCUGGUACAACAGUACUCGAUGUGCGGGCUACAGUACCAAAUGGCACUCCUGUGUAUUACAACAUAACUGGUCCGGAAGAUACUCUUAUUAGAGGUUUCAACAUAGACAGAGAAACCGGUCGAAUUACAACCACAACAAGACUGUCUGCUGAUCAGGAGACUCUAUAUCACUUUUUAGUGGCAGCUUCAAAUCGAAAUGAUCCUGGACGCGGCAUUGAAGCAGGAGUUGUUGUUCAAUUAAGUGAUGCUAGUAUCCGUUGUCCAAAAUUUCCCUUCUCAGAAUAUUUCACAGCAAUAAGGGAGAAUGCUCCACCUGAUUCAGUGGUCUUACCAUACUUACAAGUAGAAGAUGCUCAUAUUUUUGACAGAAUCUCAUAUCAAAUCACAGAAGAUAACUCCAAUGACAAUUUCUUUAUUGAUACAUUGGCAUUCAAUGUAUCAGCAAAAAUAAAGAAGCCUCUUGACAGAGAUAGCAUGCCAAUGACCUUGCAAGGAAUGUAUACAUUGACGGUAACUGCGAGUAAUCAAAGAUGCUCGGGAAAUACGAGAUUGAAUAUUUUUGUGGAAGAUGUGAACGAUAACAGUCCAAUCUUCGAAAAGAAAGAUUUUGUUGUGGAAGUGAAAGAGAACGCACCACCAGGUCACGUGGUUGUUCAUUUGACUGCAUUGGAUAAAGAUGAACUAGACACAAACAAGUUACGAUACUUUAUCGUUGAUGGUAACAGUGAACAGCAAUUCCAAAUUGAAGAAAAUACUGGAGUAUUAUCUGUACGUACAUCUCCUGAUAGAGAAGAAACUCCUGUAUAUAUGUUACGAGUUCUUGCCCUUGAUUCUGCCAAUAAUACUGGAUUUGCGAACGUGCACGUUUCCAUACAAGAUGAAAAUGAUUGGACCCCGACAUUUUUGAAUGAAACUUUCUUACUUAAUGUUACAGAAGGGUCAAGUAGCUUAGGUGCCAGCAUUCGCUUGCCAGUUGUCGAUUAUGAUGACGGACCAAAUCGGCAGAUGGAGCUACUAAUACUGGAAGGAAAUAUAGACAAUCAUUUUAGAUUAUCUGUAGAUGAUCGAGGACCUUUGCUGACAGUAGUUAAAGAAUUAGACAGAGAAGAGUACGGUGUGCCUGACUCAGCAUUGCAUGUGGUAGUAGUUGGUGCAAAAGAUAUGGGAGUGCCUUCCAGAACAGGGACAGCAACUGUGGCAGUUGUGAUUCAAGAUAUUAAUGAUAGUCCUCCGGAGUUCGCCAAAGACAUCUAUUAUGAAUUCGUUUCUGAAAAUGAGCCUGUGGGCAGCGUCGUAACCACAUUGUCCGCCAAGGAUGAAGACGCUGAAUACAACACCAACAUGAAAUAUGCAUUCGGAUCGAGAACGAGGAAUGUUCCAUUCUUUAUUGAUCCAUUCACCGGAGCUGUAAAUGUAUCCAGAACUCUAGAUGUUUCAGAAAACAGAGAAUAUAGUAUCAUUGUUGAAGCUUCUGAUGGACUCUGGAAAGCAGCGACGACAUUGAAACUUUUCAUCAGAGAAGCCGAGGAGCGUGAUCCUUUAUUUGAUCAGCAACAUUUCCGUUUCGGUAUUCCUGAAAAUAUUGCUGGUGCCUUCGUUGGUCAUGUAGAGUUGAAGGAACGUAUGCACCGUAGCAACAGUCAAAUGCAAUACAACAUUGUUAACAAUGAUGUCAAAAAUCUUUUCAACAUCACACGGGAAGGUAAAAUAUUCACCAAAGUUGGAUUGGAUAGAGAAAAGAGGAGUCAACACACAUUCACUGUAAUGCUUGAAGAAAAGAAACCUUCUACAAAAGUUACUGUGUGUGAAGUUACUGUUGAAGUACUGGAUGUGAAUGAUGAGGUGCCGACUUUCCAACAUACGUAUACUGGAUCCAUAAACGAAAAUGCAGCUUCUGGCACUCCAGUUACAGUGGAUCCUCCUAUCUCUGCUGUUGACAAUGAUAGCGGUAACAACUCCGUAGUGCGAUACUCUUUGAGUGGUGCCGGAAGUGAAUUAUUCAAAAUACUUGAGAGUGGAGAAGUUAUUUUUAGUUCGCCAGAUCCCAUUCUUACGCUGGAUAGAGAAAGAAAAGAGAGAUACGAUUUGCAGGUUACUGCGACAGAUAUGGGUAAUCUCAGUUCCUCUACGUACUUAACAAUCAACGUUGCUGAUGAAAAUGACAAUGCACCUGUAUUCCAGCACGGACCUUUAAGGGUAAUGCUCCCUGAAACAGCUAGACCAGGAUCGAAAAUUGCGGAAGUGUCAGCUCUAGAUGCCGAUGCUAAAGGACCUAAUUCAAAAGUAGAAUACAUUAUUACUGCUGGAGAUAAGGGCGAUGUAAGGAUAGAUAGAGCAACUGGAGAGAUAUAUGUUGUGAGCACAUUGAAACCUGGUACAGUUUAUCUGCUGAACGUUUCUGCAGCAGAUGGUAAAGGUCUUGCAGCUUCAACUGUUGUCAACAUAACUGUUGUGGACGUUAACGAUCACAAACCAACAUUUUCACGACCUGAAUUCAGCUUUAAAGUCAAGGAAGGAAACUACAGCCACAACAAGAAAUCGCUUGGAAUUUUGAAGGCAAUCGAUGAAGACACCGGAUCGAAUGGAAUGAUCGAAUAUUCAUUGAUUACAACAACAUUUGAACAAAAGUUUCCAUUUACUGUUGAUAGCAAAACAGGGGAACUGUUUGCUCAUGGAAUAAUCGACAGAGAAUCGAAGAGCUCAUUUAAAUAUCAAGUUCUUGCAACUGAUUUUGGUGAGCCUCAACUUAACUCGACUGCCGAUGUUGUUAUUGAAGUAAUCGAUGUGAAUGAUGAGCCACCAAGAUUUUACACCGAUCCUUAUUUGGCUCAAGUUCAAGAAAAUCUGGAUCCUGGGCAAAAAGUCACUCAGAUAGCAGCUUACGAUUCUGAUUCUGGUAACAACGGUCUUGUGUUUUAUAAAUUGGGUAUUGGGCAUAAUAACAAAUUCUACAUUGAUAGCAAAGAUGGAACCGUCUGGACGCUUUCUACAUUAGACUACGAAAAACAAGCUUUUUACAAUAUGACGGUAAUUGCAUAUGAUCAGGGAGCGCCAAGUCUUAGUUCAACGACGAAGUUAUGGGUUACAGUUGCAGACACAAAUGAUGCCGUGCCAGAGUUUUCUAAAGCUGUUUACACACUCGAAGUAGCCGAAAGUCGCCAACCUGGCGAUACUGUGUUCAAAUUGGAUGCUGGCAAAGGAGAUUUUAAAUAUGCGUUACUUAAUACCAACGAAAUAGAUGCAUUUGAUGUCGAUUUAAGUACUGGUGAUAUACGUUUGGUUAAAGCUUUAGACAGUGUUCAGCAGAGUCAUUACAGACUACUUGUAGAAGCUUCAGUCGAUACCGAUCCUCCAAAAUCUGAUACAGCUGAGGUCAAUAUUAUUGUUGGAACUGGACAUGGGGUCAGACUUUUCCCAAGCCGUUUAUAUGAAGUGACAGUUUUUGAAAAUAGACUAGCACCUUUGGUUGUUUUGGAUUUGAAUGCUACUGAUGAAAUAGCUCACAAACCAGUUCUUUAUAGCAUUGUUGGACAUGAUUAUAAUGGUUUGUUUGUGAUGGAAGCUGAUACUGGUCGUCUAACUGUAACUGCUAGUUUGGAUAGGGAAAAGAGAGACAGGUACUCUCUAAAAGUUCGCGCUGAAAAUGUAGGACGUCAUAGGUUUGGACGAGAAAUAAGUAGAUCUGGACCAGUUCGACCAACCGAAAGUUAUCACCUUGCUUUUGAUGAAGCUCUUGUAGUCAUAGAGGUUGGAGACGAAAAUGAUAACGCUCCAAUAUUCGAUGUAGUUGGUCGACCUAUUGUAGCUGCUGUACCACUUGAAGCAUCUUUUGGUUAUCAAGUUGUUAGAAUAACGGCUAAAGAUUUGGAUGUGGGAUACAACAGUGCCAUUCGUUAUGAGAUCAUACGCAAACCGGAAGAUGCAUCCACCAAAUUCCACAUUGAUCCUGUAUCUGGCGUAGUUCGGUCAAUGAUAACAUUUGCCCUCGAUGGUGGCCGAAUUUAUGGAUUUGAUGUGAAAGCAACAGAUCGUGAAGGAAGUGAAAAUGGACAUUCAGCAGUUGCUAAUGUUUUUGUGUAUGUAUUACCCGAAACGAAAUUGGUACUAUUUGUUGCUGGAAGAACGCCGCUAGCAAUUGAGCAACAUGUUGAAAAGAUAUUGAGUUACUUGAGCAAUUUAACUGGUUACGAUGUUAAAAUGGCGAAAUUAGAACCACAUCACGAAGGAGAAUAUGAAGAUAGAGAAAGUACCGACCUCUUCUUAUACGCUGUACAUCGAGACACCAAUGAUAUUGUUGAUACUGAAACUCUGCUGAAUUCUCUGGAGCAGCGUUCUGAAUUAAUAGUUUCAAAUUUGGACAACUUUAAUAUUCAGAGAAUACAAGGUGUUUCUGUUCAAGAAAAGAUAAGCCAAAUGGGAACAACGGAAAUCGCAAUCAUUGCAUUGAGCAGUGUUAUUUUCCUUGGAGCAGUACUAGGAAUCGCUCUUCUUUGUUCAUCUUGCAAGAAAAGGAAAGUCCGACGAAGACACACUUCCUGGGAGCAGCAGCGGUUGUAUAAUAUCAAAAAUCCACUUAUGGGAAAAACGUUAGGUAAUCCAUACGGUAGUCGAAGUACGCCGAAUGGUACAGUUGACAACAUCAAAGCUGCUUACGCAAACGGAGACCUUUCAGUGCCUGACUACAAUGAUAGCCUCGAUAACCAGUCAAUGAAGAGAAAUAAUAGAAGAUCUAGACAACAAAUGCCACCAGAUGGCGCCUCAUCGCUUAAUCCUUCAAAUGCCAGUCCUAAAUUUGAAAAAUAUAAUAAAAACGAUAAUCAGUGGUAUGAUAUGAGGGAUGGAGCGGACUCCAUGUAGUGGCUCGGGAUUCUCCGGUGCUUCCAGAUUCACAAGUUGGUCCUCCAGAAGGAACACCAAUCCAGUCACUGAAUUAUAACAGAAGCUUUUUACAAAUGGACAAUCGUCCAAUAUUUAAAAAUAUUGCCAAUUUCGACUAUGCAACACAGAGCUGUGUCACAAACACACAUAUAGCUUCUACACUAUUGUGACAUAUCCAAGAUUUUGGUGUGGACAAAGACAAUUUUUGUAGUGCCAGGGCAUUCAAAAACUUUUCAAAGCCUAAGAUAGUAUUUAAAGUACUACAUCAGUAUACCGCGAGUUGCUCAAGUCUUGAUUGUCGAUAUCAGCUCUAUGUUGCUACUGUGGAUACCUCAACGACGAAAUACGAAAACAGACUCUUACUUAGUGUUUCAAAUUUUGUGAUAUCUACAAAGAAAUGUUAUUAU
Parasteatoda tepidariorum (common house spider) is the source of this 11131-nucleotide messenger RNA. The record is from RefSeq and is a predicted model, not a curated record. Lineage: Eukaryota; Metazoa; Arthropoda; Arachnida; Araneae; Theridiidae.